AUGCGGCUGCUCCCGGAAUGGCUCCUCCUGCUCCUUGGCCCGUGGCUCCUGGAGAAGACCGUCCGUGCCCAGCUGCCGGAGUCCGGGAGGCCGCAGUACAUGGAGCUGCGCCCCGCAGCGGCCGGAGGGGGCGCCCCCGCCCAGCAGCUCCAGGCGCCCAAGGCCCCCGACGGCCUGGGCGCCGCGCGCGCCUGGAGCUGGGCCUGGGCCGCUAACCACACCGGGGCGCUGGCCCGGGCGGGGGCCGCGGGCGCGGCGGGGGCGCUCCCGGCGCAGCGCCCCAAGAGGAAGCCGUCCCUCAAGGCGGCCCGCGCCAAGAAGAUCUUCGGCUGGGGGGACUUCUACUUCCGGGUGCACACCCUCAAGUUCUCGCUGCUGGUGACGGGCAAGAUCGUGGACCACGUGAACGGCACCUUCAGCGUGUACUUCCGCCACAACUCGUCCAGCCUGGGCAACCUCAGCGUCAGCAUCGUGCCGCCCUCCAAGCGCGUCGAGUUCGGGGGCGUCUGGCUGCCCGGGCCCGCCCCCCACCCGCUGCAGUCCACGCUGGCCUUGGAGGGGGUGCUCCCCGGGCUGGGGCCCCCCGCUUUGGGGCUGGCGGCUGCGGCUGCGGGGGCGGGGCUGGGAGGCAGCCUAGGGGGCGCCCUGGCGGGGCCCCUCGGGGGAGCGCUGGGCGUGCCGGGGGCCAAGGAGUCGCGCGCGUUCAACUGCCACGUGGAGUACGAGAAGACCGACCGCGCGCGCAAGCACCGCCCGUGCCUGUACGACCCCUCGCAGGUGUGCUUCACCGAGCACACGCAGAGCCACGCCGCCUGGCUGUGCGCCAAGCCCUUCAAGGUCAUCUGCAUCUUCGUCUCCUUCCUCAGCUUUGACUAUAAACUGGUGCAGAAGGUGUGCCCGGACUACAACUUCCAGAGCGAGAACCCCUACUUUGGAUAG
Pipistrellus nathusii (Nathusius's pipistrelle) is the source of this 939-nucleotide messenger RNA. The record is from the annotation of a GenBank genome assembly. NCBI's taxonomy places the organism in Eukaryota, Metazoa, Chordata, Mammalia, Chiroptera, Vespertilionidae.